This is a messenger RNA of Daldinia childiae, 1611 nucleotides long. RefSeq lists its product as uncharacterized. The coding region runs from base 1 to 1611 and encodes 536 amino acids. The transcript has 4 exons. The record is from RefSeq and is a predicted model, not a curated record. NCBI's taxonomy places the organism in Eukaryota, Fungi, Ascomycota, Sordariomycetes, Xylariales, Hypoxylaceae.
AUGAAGGCUAGUAAUAGAUACAUGCUAUUAGCACAGACUAGCCUAGCCAUGGCGGAAACCACGAUAUAUACCUUUGGAAGCAUAGCGAGCUCUGUAAAUGCCAUCCAACCCCUAGAUAGCUUUAUAAGCUAUUCAAUCGAGUUCUCAUCAUUUCCUGAUUUUGCCGGCAACAAGUCCAACCCCAACGACUUCUCAAAUAACUUACUAGAUAACCUCAGUGCAUUUUCCGGAACGAAACCGUAUAUACGGGUUGGAGGAAACACACAAGAUUUUGCCAUAUAUAACUCCGAGCUAACUAUUGCUCUCAAUGGCACUUAUAACCUUUCGAGGUCUACAGACUACCCGACUACCAUUGAGAUUGGACCAUCGUACUUUGAAUCAUAUAGUACGUGGCCCAACGUCAAAUUUUCACAUGGCUUCAACUUGGGCGGGAACCAUGAUGACAGGCAGUGGGAGACGCUUCUACAGACUGUGCCGCUAGCUUGUAAAGCCUUGGGCAAGGAUAAACUAUACCUGUGGGAGUACGGAAACGAGCCUGAUCUCUUCUCCCCGGCGGUUAGGGCAUCUGAUUAUAACGAGUCGGACUACGUAGCAGAGUGGCUCAAUGGAACAAGAGCUAUUAGGAGUGUGCUAGAAACGAGUUGUCCAGAUCUCCUUGGUAAUGAUAUAUAUGGAUAUUUAGCUCCGUCAUUUGCCGGUACUGCGAACCACCUAAACGCGCCUCGGACAUGGGCCGACGGCAUCGACGCGGACGGUGAUAUCAAACUUUUCUCUUCCCAUAACUACAUAUCCGGCGCCGAGACCCUGGGUGUCACGCUCCAGAACACACUAAUGAACCAUACAAAGACAACCCUCAGCGUCAGCGCCCACACAGCCGAAAACGCAACGAUCAAACCUGGAAUCCCGUAUAUCCUCGGCGAGACCAACUCCCUGUACCACCAAGGACGUCCGGGGCUAUCGAACACAUUCGGCGCUGCACUUUGGGCCGUCGACUUCGCGCUUCACUGCGCCGCGGUGGGAAUAGGUCGUGUGCACUUUCACAUGGGCACUAACUACCGCUACGCUUCCUGGCAACCCACCACCACCAACAAAACCGCCAUCGGCACCAAGCCCCCGUACUACGGCAACAUAGCCGCGGCCGCAUUCCUCGGCACCGCCGGAACCCUCAUCGCCCCAGUCCCCCUAUCAUCCGGCAACACCGACACCGACACCGACACCGACGUCGCGUACGCGGCGUACGAGCCCAGCGGCGCGCUGGCCCGGAUCCUAGUGCUGAACCUGCGCGCGUACAACUACACGCUCAACGGCACCGGGGGCGCGGAACUAAACCCGGCCCCGCGGCCGCUGGGAACAUAUCGGUUUGCGGGCCUGGGGGCGGACGUGGGGGGCGGGGAGGUCGUGGUGAGGCGGUUGCGUGCGAAUGGCAGCGAUGCGGUUACGGGGGUUAGCUGGGAUGGCUGGAGUUAUAAUUACGAGUUGGAUCGCGGGAGGCCGGUUAGGCUGGGGAAUGUGACGGUUGGGGAGAAGAUAGGGAUUGUGGAUGGGGUUGUUGAGGUGCGGGUUGCGGAUUCGGAGGCUGUGGUUUUGGAUUUUGGAGGGGAAGGUUAUUGA